UACCAGUUGAGACUAUACUAGAUACUACUAGCAAUUGUAAUCUUAUAGGCAGGGGUUUAGUAGAUAUAUUAGGCUUAGAGAUUGAUACUUCCUAUAAAGAAGAGACAAAACUAUUAAUUCAUUAUCCAUCCGAAAAAUCAUCAAAUAAUUUAACUAUAGAAGAUAGCAUAAUAAUACUAGGAAAAAUCCAUAAAAUAAAUCCUUCUUUCCGAUCCAAAAACAAUAAAUGGAAACAAGUGGAGGUUAACGAUAUUUUAGUUCCUAAUAAACCUGAAUUUGCACAUGUAUUGUUAUUAGGUUCACCAUGGAUUCAGGCAAAUAUGACAGAAAUAAAUUUCUCUAAUCAUAUUCUCACAUUGCUUGAUGGAACUGAUAUAUUAUUGGAUAUUUCACAAGAGUUUCCGCCACCAAAACAAAUAUCCAUACCAGUAAAAGAAUAUUAUAAGAUGGUGAAAUAUUAUAUAACAACAUUGGGUAUAAAUAAUAAUGAAAUAUAUCUUAAGAAACACUUUCUCCGUGGGUUGUCUUAUAAUAACCGGUUAGAAGCCAGAAGAUAUAAAACGGAUUUGUCAUUAGAUGAGCUGGUUGCAAAGUUAAGUGUAGUUGAGAAUAACAGAAAAAAUAAAUGA
Molecule: messenger RNA, 629 nt
Organism: Acaulospora morrowiae
Lineage: Eukaryota; Fungi; Glomeromycota; Glomeromycetes; Diversisporales; Acaulosporaceae
Source: the annotation of a GenBank genome assembly